GGAUAACGCUCCCGCAGUUAUCUUCCGCAGUACAAGAGAGAAAAUGUCCGAUGAAAAUGAUGGCCUCAUUGUAGACGGCGCGGGAAGGCCAGAAGAGGAGAUCCAGCUAGCUUAUGAUCAACACCUUAUUAGUAUGCCAAUGGUAGAUUUAGUGGAGAGGGAAAGAGAUCACACCAUUGAACGCUUUGAAAAAGAGAUGAAAUGGCCAACACGGAAAGAAAAGAACAAAGAAAGAACAGUGAUUCAAAAGGUUCCAGAGACCAUACUAAAGAAUGGAGCUAACAAAGAGCAUUUUAAGCCAAAGGAGUUGUCAAUCGGUCCUAUUCAUGCUGGUGAUUCUGAUUUGUUCCAAAAAGAACUCAAGCUUAAAUUGGCAGCAUGUUACAUCAAAGAAACCGGUAGAAACGUGCAUGAGUUAUACCAAGAAAUCGAGAAUAAGUUGCGGGAGAUAAAGAUGUCCUUUGAUGAAGAGGUAAUUAAUACAUAUAGCGAUAAGGAAUUGAUAGAAUUGUUGUUCUUGGAUGGGUGUGCAAUUUUGGGGUUCAUACACAGUUAUGUUAAUAAGAAGUUAAAUAUGUUUCCCAUCAGUAAUGAGAAAGCGGCCUUGAUUCAGCAGGAUUUGUUUUUGCUAGAGAACCAAAUACCCUUUACAGUCCUCAAAGUGUUGAUGGACUUCGAAAAUGAAGAGAAUUUGAUACAAGAUUUUUGCAGAUUUAUUGCUCUUGCGAGUACCUUUCCAAGGGACAUAACAGAGUUCAUAGUUAUGGAUUCGGUUGCCGAAGAUCCCAUACAUUUUCUUGACCUUUUCCGGCAAGUACUCUUGCUUAAAGCUAGCCAUAUUAUCUUCAGGCGGAGUCAUCUCACGCUAGAGGUUCUGGUUUUCAAUCUUUUUUAUCUCUGUAGUAAAUUGUGUUGUUGUGGUUGGAUACAAGUUGCGUUUGAUUGUUGCUUGGAGGGACUAUCUACAAUUAUAUCAGGAUGUAUGAAGUACUUUCGCAAGAGGCAAUCAAAAAAGAAGUCAGGGCAUAUAAAGUACUCCUUUCGCAAUGUUCAGGAACUUCAAAAAGCAGGGAUAGAUUUCAAGCCAAGUGAUUCUUUAACAACCAUAUCUUUCCAUUCUCCAUUCUUUACUAGAGCUCAACUUAUGCUUCCCACAUUAGUUGUAGACAAUUCUACGGAAAAAUUGUUGUUCAACCUGGUCAUCUUUGAGAUGUGCUUACCCGAAUAUCGUCAAAACGAAGAACCUUGGAUUACUUCUUACGUAAACUUGUUAGACUUGCUCGUUGACAAUGACCAAGACGUUAAGGACCUAAGGGAUGCGGACAUUCUUCAGAACUGUCUCGGUACCAACACUGAAGUUGCGAAUUUGAUCAAUAGAAUAGGCUCCAAAUGCUUUGCACCACGCGAGGACACUUAUGAGGAUGUCAAGAAGAAAGUAGAAAAGCAUUGCAGGAGUAUAUUCAGGAGAAAAUGCUCGCUCUGGAUGACUCAAGUCUGCCAUACUCAUUUUAGUAGCCCGUGGACUAUUCUGGCUCUUGUCGCCGCUACAGCGGUACUUGCAUUAACUGCUGUUCAAACUUAUUAUGCGGCCUAUCCAUACCACUGAAAAGGGUAGUAGAAGGGUCGAAUAUACAGCUAUCACGAGCAAAAUGUGGAAUUGAGCUUACUGAUUCCUUGCACCUAUCUUAAUCGCUGUCGGAAUUGCUUAGGCGUAAUCAAGAUUGUCAUUUGGAAGGGCUAUCAAAACCUUUUUAUUUGGCUAU
Molecule: messenger RNA, 1763 nt
Organism: Morus notabilis
Lineage: Eukaryota; Viridiplantae; Streptophyta; Magnoliopsida; Rosales; Moraceae
Product: UPF0481 protein At3g47200
Exons: 3
Coding region: 44-1606 (520 amino acids)
Source: RefSeq, a predicted model, not a curated record